Molecule: messenger RNA, 6833 nt
Organism: Tympanuchus pallidicinctus (lesser prairie-chicken)
Lineage: Eukaryota; Metazoa; Chordata; Aves; Galliformes; Phasianidae
Gene: ZDHHC15
Product: zinc finger DHHC-type palmitoyltransferase 15
Exons: 12
Coding region: 64-1062 (332 amino acids)
Biological process (GO): peptidyl-L-cysteine S-palmitoylation; protein targeting to membrane; synaptic vesicle maturation
Cellular component (GO): endoplasmic reticulum; Golgi apparatus
Molecular function (GO): protein-cysteine S-palmitoyltransferase activity
Source: RefSeq, a predicted model, not a curated record
AGGCCGCUCAGCCGAGCUCCGAGCGCCGCCGCGCAGCCGGUGCCCGCUGCGGGCGGGCCGAGGAUGGCCCUGUCGCGGGGGCUGCGCUGCUGCCAGCGGGCGUUCGCCUGGGUGCCCGUCCUCAUCAUCACCCUCGUCGUCCUCUGGUCCUACUACGCCUACGUCUGCGAGCUGUGCCUGAUUACUCUCAGCAACCCUGCAGAAAAAGUGGCCUAUCUUAUAAUAUUCCAUAUUCUCUUUGUGCUCUUUGUGUGGACAUAUUGGAAGUCUAUUUUUACUCUCCCGGUUCAGCCAGGCAAAAAGUACCACAUGUCCUACGCUGACAAAGAACGCUAUGAAAAUGAAGAAAGGCCAGAGGUGCAGAGGCAAAUUCUUGCUGAAAUUGCGAGGAAGCUGCCAGUGUAUACGAGAACGGGGAGUGGAGGUAUUCGAUUCUGUGAUAGAUGCCAGCUGAUAAAACCAGAUCGUUGCCACCACUGUUCUGUUUGUGCUAUGUGUGUCCUAAAGAUGGAUCAUCACUGCCCAUGGGUGAAUAACUGCAUUGGAUUCUCUAACUACAAAUUCUUUCUACUCUUCUUAGCCUAUUCUCUGUUGUAUUGCUUGUAUAUUGCUGCAACAGUCUUCAAAUAUUUCAUUAAGUAUUGGACAGGUGAACUGACCAAUGGACGUUCCAAAUUUCAUAUCCUUUUCCUUCUCUUUCUGGCGGUUAUGUUCUUUGUUAGCCUCAUGUUUCUGUUUGGCUACCAUUGCUGGCUUGUCAGUAGGAACAGAUCUACUUUAGAGGCUUUCUCAACUCCAGUAUUUCAGAAUGGCCCGGAUAAAAAUGGAUUCAAUCUUGGCUUUGUAAAAAAUCUUCAGCAAGUGUUUGGAGAAGAAAAAAAGCUGUGGUUACUACCUAUUGCCUCCAGCCAGGGUGAUGGACAUUUUUUUCCAAUGAGAGCUUUGUGUGAAGCUCAGAAUCCUCUUCUGUCAAAUGAAGAGCAGUGGGAAGAUGACGGAAUAGAUGAGGAGCCUCAUGAUUCUGGUGAAGCUGCGUCCCUUGCCAUAGAAAGGGAGACAUAGCGGUUUGAAAACGACAGCAGUAGAAGGCUUGUUCAGAAAGCUUCCCUCUCAGGAGUCAACAUCCCUUCUCUCUGCAUGGAAUUCAGUUUUGAGAGGCAGAAGAAAAGUGGAUCUUUAAGAUGUAAAAGCAUCAAGAAGUAUCAUUUGAUUGGAAUCUGCAUUCUAGAGUGCUUCUCCAGAAAUCCUGCAAUCCAGAUGUUUCAAGGCUUUAUAAGUUGAAGUUAUGGAGUGAACAGAACAGUUUUACAGAGUGAUUCUGGCCAAUCUUCUUUGGCCUGCUCUCUUUAUUUUAUAAAUAAUAUAUAUUUUUUAUUCAAAAUAGGUUUAAAAAAAAAGUAUUGAUGCGAGUGCGUUUCCAAAGGCCUUUUCGUUUUGCAAGCAUCAGGGACUUGAGUUCUCAAAAUUCUUCCAAGCCAUAAUAUUCUUGGGGAUGGUAUUUACACUGAGACUGAUGCUCUAACCUCCUCAGCCAGGUGGCGUUUUCUAAUAUGUUUAAAGUUCUGAGUCUGUUCCACUCAGUGAGAUACAGAUUCACUUAAAUUUGGCACUAAAUUGAUAGUUGAUACAUUUGUGUUGAAAGAAAAAGCACUGAAUGUGUAUAUAUACAUGUGCAACUGUGUAUGGAAACGGAACAAUCACGUUGCCAGUAUCAAGAUUCAAGAAUAUUGUGGCCACAGAUGCUUUUUUUUCUGGGGCAGUGUAAAUAUCUUACAGUUUGAGUUACAGUGCCCUUCAGUCCUGCUUAGUUACCUAAAGCGCAAACAGGAAUCUUAGGCAGCUCAAGGUGCAUUAAUUCCUAGGGCUAAAAGGACAGUGUUUGCAUGGUAAUUAGAGCAUUAUCAACUCGUUCCCAGGCCCCUGUUCCAAGGAAAAUCUUGUUUGUGAAAUCAGAAAGGAAGAUGUAGAUUUGAAGCACAGGAGUUGGAAAUGUGUGCUGAAUAUUUAGCUCCAACAGUCGCGCUUGGAGUGUCUGUUCCACAAAGGUGAUUUCAGCCCCAUAACACUGAACUUGUGAUGUACUGAAUUAUCUCAUACUUCCUCAGUAGAUGUAUUGAGUGAUAUUUAAAAGGUUUUUCAGGACCAAGAGGUGAUUAGAUUCUUUAUUUUGCUCCAUUUGCAAUUAGAGGAAUGUAUUGUUAUUCUUACUGUGAGGAAUGGAACUGAGAAUUUGCUGGCAGGAUUAUAUGUAUUUUUCUAGAUCCAAGUCACUAUUUUAUCUGCAUGAUUUAGAGCUGGCAACUCCAUCUCUCGUGUUGGAACAAGGUGCAUGUUUGCUGAAUUGGUAUACUACUUUUAAGAUCGUUUGUUAGCAUUUUCUAUCCUGGUUUUCUGUUUGUUCUCCAGCCCGUUUGUAUCUGCUUUAACAACAGAAGCAGUUGUCAUGAGAAAUCAUCUGAUCUAAGUAUCUGUUGGUGACAAAGGCCUUGGCUGCAGAUUAAGACUCCUCUGUUUCCUCUGUCGUGCUACCAGUGGCAGUAUGUUAGUGGCACAGAAGAGACACGUGGAGAUGUUUUGUUGAUGAGUAGAUGUUUAACUGCAGGAUAUAAACCGUGCCCUUUGGACGUGGCGUUUUAUACAUCAGGCUGUACUUAGGAGUAGCACAGGCAAUAGACUCAGCAAAACUGCUACUGCUGAGGUUUAGUUCUCAGAAAUUAGGGUGAGUUCUCCCUGUCUAACUUAUUCUCCUUUUUCCUCAGAGUUCUAUGGAACGUUCUUGGAGUGUCCCUACUUUGGCUGCUUUGGUUGGGUGGUUCUGUCACCAGGUGGCUGUUGACCACUGAAACUAUUUUUCUUGUUAAAUCUCAACCCGCAUUUCUUGUGAAUGAAUCUCGUGCUCAGAUUUAAGCUGUGAAAGGCAGCACUAGAAUUGAUCACAUCGUUUCUAGUAAAAUGUAUUCUGGAGGUGGAUCAUGCAAGGGAAGUGCCAGUUAUUUGCUGUAGGAAGUGUGUAGGAAUUUAGCACUGUUACUUGUGUAUUUGUGCCUUUAAAACUCUAAAUUCCUUGUAUAUAAAUCAGGAGGAUAAAUUGCUGACUGUUCCAUUCUGCCAGCUGAAGUGUGAUUUUCAGAUAGGAAUAUCAGAGCUGUGUGAAGCUGUGUGGAUUUACAAGGGUUUUCUGAGCAGGAUCUUGUGUCCUUUUGAGGUUUGGUUCUGUAUACAGCCCUGUCAUUAUUUUAAUGCCAUUUCUCUGCCAAGCAAAGCAGCAGAAAAGCUACCUAAAAGAACUGUGGACUGCAUCCCCACCAUCUGUCUAGAUGCAGCACUGUUCAUUAGUUAGUAAGUAAAAUCCAUUUUUGUCUUGUGGUUAUUAUUGAAACAGAUAUCUUUAUGAUAAUGCAGCUAUCCAGUUCAGAUUUAGAAGCAGCUUUAAAAGUUUCUAACUACCUAAACGAUGCUUUGGCAUCUGUCCCCAUCUUGCUCUUAUUAAAUGGACUUGCUCAUAGUUAGUUGUGGCAAAUUCUCCUUUUUCUUAAAAGCAGCUCAGAUGCACAAACACUCCUGCAGGUAAAAGUGAUCAACAGUGUGAUAGCUCAGGGCCACUUCAGUAUCUGCACCACUCAGGUUUUUGAAUGCUUCAGGAUGGAAUGUGAAACUGAAGGAGAAAAAACUCUGGUGUGUUUGAGUGACUGAACAAACUCCAUUUUGUUCUCUUCUGCUUAAUUGAAAGACAUAUACUUGCUCUGCUAAUUGCACUGUGUAUGCUGAAUUCCAGGGCAGUCGGUGCUGUGCUUUAACCUGGCAGCAGCUCAGCACCAUAGAGCCACUUGCUCACACCCUCCCAGUGGGAUGGGGGACAGAAAUGUGAAAAAACCCAACCAAACAAAAAACAACAACAACAAAAAAACGAAGUAGAACUCAUGGAUCGAGAUACAAAUUAUAUAUUAAGAAAAGGAAGAGGAAAAAAGCAUGACAGUAAUGAUAAUUAUAGAUAUAUCAUCAGUCUCUGAGCAGCAGCUGCCCGCUCAGCCAAUUCCCCAUGAUUUUUCCAGGUUUUUUCCACUAUAUGAUGCUAUAUGAUAUGCUAUAUCCAUUUGGCUAGUUGAGAUCAGCUGUUGUGGUUCUGUCCCCUCACUGUCAGGACAAUUCAAGGAGUAGAGAAGCUGAAAGGUCCUUAGCUCCAUGCAGCACUGCUCAGCAGCAACUAAACAUCAGUGUUCUAUCAGCACUGCUGUUCUCCUAAAGCCAAACACUGCAUCGUGACAGACACUACGAAGGAAAAAUCAACUCUAUCCCCACUGAUAGCAGAACAGUCGUGCAGCUCCUCUGCCUCCCAGGGUCAGAGCUGAUGCAGAAAGCUGCAGUGAGAAUUCUGGGAGGUGUUCACCAAAGCUGUAAGUGAGCAGCUGGAUCCCUGCAGGAAAAACUGUUUCUCCAGAUAUUGCUGCUGAGAUCUGUUUGCUCCAUGCAUUACUGCAGCUGAUGCUUCAAACGUCACUGCAGAUGACCUAAUAAGGAGAACACUGUUUUUUUCACUUCACAUUUUUGGGCUUUAAGAAACAUGUUAGUUAGAGAUCUGGGCAGUAUAAAAGCAGUGAUUUUGACUGCGCCUCCUGCUACCUAUGACUUUAAAGCUGGGUUCCUAUUUAGUUUAUUAUUUCACUUUAUUUUCUUAGAUUCUGUACUAAAGUUGCAUACAAAGAAUGUAGUAUAUGCAAGUUCUGCCAGGUCUGCUAGGUAAGUGCACUGGGAAACAAAUGCUUCAGGCUGUCUGCAGGCACUGCUGCAGGUAACAGAGCAGCUGAAGUGUUCAGCUGAGUGCACGUACCUCUUGGAUGGGUAAAAUGCAUUUCCACUUUCACUGGUACGUGGGCUCGGUCUGUGUGAUACAUUGUGGAAGAGGCCCAAAGUAACUUCUGUCCUCAGUGAGUAUCAGACUGCCAGGAAUUGUAGAAGCAUCUGUCUGUGGAGAACAAUGGUGCUGGCCUAGCUUGGUGUAGUCAAGGGAGGUGGGAGAGCACUCUGUGUUGCCAGCAGGCUGCGGGCACAGCAGUGCUUGGUGCCUGUGGAUGACACACCUUGCCUUUGGCCUUUCAUGGUCUCUAUUUGAGCUUUUUACAAAUGCUUCCUAUCGUGGGAGUGAGAACUUUUCCAAGUGGGUGCCAUCAUGUGAAAGAAAGAAUUCUCUUGCUGGAUUGCACUGUUGUACCUGCUGCCCUGUCUUAUCCCUGUUCUCUUAGGCUAACGCUCCAAAAUAAUUCACCACUAACAGCCACCUCCUCACCUCUCCCAUCUCUCCCAUUUACAUUCAGGUAGGCUAUAUUCUUAGAGAAGGCAUCACAUUGAUGCCUCUGCGGAUUGUAUUGUGCAAAGUCCUAUCUUUGGUUGGUGAGUGCUGUCCAGGGAAUUAGGACUGUGGUAAGCAUCACUGCACUGCACCUUUUUUCUCUUGCUGAAUCAGAACAGUGUUUUUGGAGUAGAAGAUGGUUGUAUUCCUCUGAUCAAGGAGUAGUACUGUUUGUGUUAGUAAGCUGUACUAGUGCAUGUAGUGUAUUGUAGCUGAUGGGGCCGGGAAGCUUUUUAAUAGCACUACAGCAAUGAAUGUUUACUUCCUGGAACAAGCCAGAAGUGUGAUUCAGCAAAAUCUGUAAGAGCUGUAGUUUUUAUAUUCUGUAUGCUGGACUGAAAGCACAACUUAGUAGUUAGUUACAAAACUUAAUGUGUAAACUCUGUAACAUAAUAUGAAUGUAAAAUGUCAGGGAAAAGUAGAAACUAACCUUUUCUUCCCCCUAGUUAGAUAUAAAGGAAGAUGUGUUGCAAUGCAUUCAGGGACCAGCUGCCUCCGAUGCAGUCGAUAAGCCAGCAGCACAGAUUUGCUGUUUGCAUAGCUGGCUCAAUCAUGAGAGUGUUGAAUUAGCAGGCUAAGGAGGUACUGUUGAUGUUGUUUAUUAAGCCAGAAUUAAUUAACUCAGAGUCACAUUUUCAUUUCCGUGACUCUUCUGGUACAAAGUUUCAAAAUUGAUCCAUACUACUUGAAAAUAGCUUGAUUUUAUUGAUAUUUUUCCAAUUCUGUCAGCUUCUGUUUUGUUACAAAGCACUUGUUCUGAAGCCACCAAUUAAAGCAUCUCCAUGGUAGAGUGGCUUUUUUCAUUAAAGUAACGGCCUGUCAAACAGUUGGGCUGUGAUGAGCAUGUCCAGGCUGUGGCAUUAUGAUGUACCCUUCCUGCUUAACGCUUAUUUCCUUUUCUGGUAAUUAACAUUGAGAACUGUGCCUGCCCUUAGUUUUGUUCUUGCUCUACUUCUUCUCUUUUCCCUUUUGCUCUUCCUCCUGAAUAUGUAGUUGAAAUAUCUCAGCUUUCAGCUGUUCAUGCGGUUUUGUUUGGAUACUAACAAGGGGAGUGGUGUCACUUUGAACAGCUGGGCCGUGUAUUUUAUUUGUAAUAAUCUUCAUGUUCGUCAGGGACUGAUUUGUGAUUCCUUGUGUUCAGCUUGCUUUGCUCAGAGCAACUUUCUGCACUGCUUCGCUGUUUCCUAAAAAUCUUUGUUUUGUAGCUUCCAUUUGAAUUGUAAACCAUAUGAAGUAAAAUGUAAGUUUACUUUUCUAGUAUGAGCACAUAAGCUGGUUAUGCCUUCAUGCUGCUUGAAAUGUGUAUUUUUUCUGCAUAAGGUUUUAGGAUUUACAGCAGUAUUUGCUAAAGCUUUAGUGAAUAACAACCACUGUUUUAUUCAAAAAAAAAAAAAAAAAAGUAGGUUUCUGUUAAGAAAAAAAAAAGGAUAAAGGGAUCAUCCUUGGUUCUUAUUUCAACUGUGCUUAAAAAAACAAACAAACACAA